This is a messenger RNA of Mesocestoides corti, 795 nucleotides long. Lineage: Eukaryota; Metazoa; Platyhelminthes; Cestoda; Cyclophyllidea; Mesocestoididae. The record is from the annotation of a GenBank genome assembly.
AUGCCAGAAGGUGAUCCAGAGGCUAGAUAUCGACCGCUGCUCUGGAGAGUCCUUAACAAGGGUCCAAUUGAACGCGAGAACAUGUACAGAGGCCUAGCGCCUUGGUCGACUGAGUAUAAUUCAAAUUAUUCGCCCAAAACGUUUGGCAUAGAUACGUGUGCCUUCGACGACACUCAGGUGGGGGUUCCUGAGUCCACGGGUUACGUAAUCAAUAAAAAAACGGAGGAACCUUUCCUCUACCAGUCUCCACCACUACCCAUGGCUAAAACAUCCUACACUCUGGAAUUUAGACCCUACCGUCCGCGCACGGUGGAUGUCCACACGGACGGAGGUCCCAAAACCGUUUUGCCCGACGGCUUCUCUAUCGGCAACAAGGCGGAUGUUGACUUCAUGCCACUAACUGACAAAAAUAUCCCAAGCUGUUUCGGAGAGAAACUAUAUGGAUGCGCGAGGGAACUCUUUAAACGUGACAUGCCAAAAUACUGGAAUUCGUACCACGCAAGUGCUUUUCCCGGACAGGUACGAUCGAUUGAACGACGCCCAGAUUUACCUGACGCGCGUCUGGGCAGGAAUUGUAAAGACCUGAAGCCAUGCCUUAAGGAUGGGACGAACGACGGCUCCAUAUUCAAAUCGGCAAAUGCGGGGCAGCGUAAAACGUGCACGUUCGCUGAGCUUGUAAACGUGGAUUCUCAACCUCGCAAGGUCACUGGCGGCGUUGUUGGAUUGGACAAGUUUGCUCCAAAAGUAGCCACAGCAUUUCAACCAGCAGGGGUGCCUGAUUAUGAGUGCAAGUAA